AACGAAAGUAACAAGGGAAGAUAAGCUAAAUCGCGCACAGGAAUUUUCCAUCAAUUUUAUGUCGACACUGAGGAUGCUGUUGGUGGAAAUUAAGCAGGAAGAUUAGCAUUAGCUGUGUCCAGUCACGUGACCAUGAAGAAUGAGGAGUCCGUCACUGAUGGACAUCAGGGGGUCAGCACAGGACGAUCUUAUCCAGGGCCACAGACACACAGACCAGUGUCUCCAGUGCCCAGCUCUGUGUCCAUGAAGAGUGACUGGUCCAUGGAUCGGCCUCUCCAUUUCAGCAGUGGACCACCACAGCAUUAUCCAAAACCACAGAUACACACACCAGUGUCUCCAGUGCCCAGCUGUGUGUCCAUGAAGAGUGACUGGUCCAUGGAUCGGCCUCUCCAUUUCAGCAGUGGACCACCACAGCAUUAUCCGAAACCACAGACACACAGACCAGUGUCUUCAGUGCCCAGCUGUGUGUCCAUGAAGAGUGACUGGUCCAUGGAUCGGCCUCUCCAUUUUAGCAGUGGACCACCACAGCAUUAUCCAAAACCAGAGACACACAGACCAGUGUCUCCAGUGCCCAGCUGUGUGUCCAUGAAGAGUGACUGGUCCAUGGAUCGGUCUCUCCAUUUCAGCAGUGGACCACCACAGUCUGAUGCAAAACCACAGAUACACAGACCAGUGUCUCCAGUGCCCAGCUGUGUGUCCAUGAAGAGUGACUGGUCCAUGGAUCGGCCUCUCCAUUUUAGCAGUGGCCAACCACAGUCUUAUCCGAAGAAUACUCUGACCCAGGAUCAGUCCAGGUGUGGAGUUUGUGAGCAGCUACUGAGGGACCCAGUCAUCACCAGCUGUGGACACAGUUUCUGCAGGCAGUGCAUCAGCAGCUACUGGAGCCAGUCUGGUCCAUCAGGAGACUACAGCUGCCCCCAGUGCAGAAAGAGACCCAGGACACAACCCAUUACAAACCCUGACACAACUAUGGCACAACCACUUGUAUAUCCACAUACAACCAUGGCACAACCUCACCGAUACCCACCUACUAUGGCACAACCUCACCUAUACCCACCUACAGCCAUGGCACAACCUCACCUAUACCCACCUACAGCCACGACUCUACCUCACCUAGACCCAAAUACAGCCAUGGCACAACCUUUGUCGUACCAACACAGUGAAAUGGUACUUCAUCUGAACCCGUCUGCAAACAUGCCACAAGUUCCUCCAUACCCACACUCAGACAGGAGCAAUCAUUAUACACACAUCCAGCACCCUCUUUAUCCACACAUCCACACGGCACAGAUCUCUCCACAGCCUCCUAUAGAUGAGCACACAGUCAUGAGAGGCAGCACCCAUCUGCAAACUGAGCAUGCUCCAGUCGAAAGGGCCAAACUAACAGACAGCCAUGUCCUGACCAGAGUACUGAAGACCCAUAAAGCCAGCAUGAAGAGGAGGUUUGAGAGCAUAUGUGAAGGCAUCAUAAGGUCAGGGACUCAAACACUCCUGAACAAGAUCUACACAGAGCUCUACAUCACAGAGGGAGAGAGUGAAGGGGUGAAUAAUGAGCAUGAGGUUUGGCAGGUGGAGUCAGUAUCCAGACCACAAACUACAGAAGACAUAGCAAUCAACUGCAAUGAUAUCUUCAAACCCUUACCUGGACAGGAGAGACACAUCAGAACGGUCAUGACCAAGGGGAUUGCUGGCAUUGGAAAAACUGUCUCGGUGCAGAAGUUCAUCCUUGACUGGGCAGAGGACAGAGCUAACCAGGAUAUAGAUUUCAUGUUUGUGCUUCCGUUCCGUGAGCUGAAUUUAGUCCAACAUGAUCAGUACAGUCUUCACAGCCUUCUGUUUGACUUCCACCCUGAACUUAAAGAGCUACAAGAUGGUGAAUACAAAGAUCGCCACAUUGUGUUCAUUUUUGAUGGUCUGGAUGAGAGUAGACUUCCACUGAAUUUCCAAAAGAACCAGAAGUUGUCUGAUACAACACAAACAUCAUCAGUGGAUGUGCUGAUGACGAGCCUCAUUCAGGGAACUCUGCUUCCCUCUGCUCGCAUCUGGAUAACCUCCCGACCAGCAGCAACCAGUCAGGUCCCUUCUCAGUGCAUCAGUCAGGUAACGGAAGUACGAGGGUUCAAUGACCCACAAAAGGAAGAGUACUUCAGGAAGAGAGUCAGUGACCAGAAUCAAGCCAACAGAAUCAUCUCACACAUUACAGCAACCAGGAGCCUUCACAUCAUGUGCCACAUGCCAGUGUUCUGUUGGAUCUCAGCCACUGUCCUUCAGAAAAUACUGGAACAGGAUGAUGGGAAGGAAGCCCCCAAAACUCUGACUGAGAUGUUCACACACUUUCUGCUCAUCCAGACCACCAGGAAGAACCAGAAGUAUCAAGAGGAAAGUGAGACAGAUAGACAGAGGCUCCUAGAAUCACAUAAGGGUGUCAUAUUGAAACUAGCAGAGCUGGCUUUCAAGAAUCUGGAGAAUGGCAAUCUCAUGUUCUAUGAGGAAGACCUGAGAGAGUGUGGCAUUGAUGUGAGUGAAGCUUCAGUGUACUCUGGCAUGUGCACUGAGAUCUUCAGGGAGGAAUGUGUGUUUCACCACAAGAAGGUCUACUGCUUUGUCCAUCUGAGCAUCCAGGAGUUUCUUGCUGCACUUCAUUUGUUUUCCUCCUACUUGAGUAAGAACAUUGAGGUCCUGAAAUCAUUUUUUAGCACAAAGUCCUGGUCUUUACCAGAUGUGCCUCUCGAUGAGCUGCUGAAGAAUGCUGUGAACAAAGCUUUAGAAAGCAAGAAUGGACACCUUGAUUUGUUUGUUCGCUUUCUUCAUGGCAUUUCUCUGGUGUCAAAUCAGAGCCUUUUGCUAGGCCUCCUGACACACGCACACAACAGCCCAAAGAGUGUGAAGAAAACAUUGAGGAACCUGAAGGUGAUGCAGAGACAAAAUAUCUCCCCUGAGCGGUGCAUCAACCUGUUCCACUGCCUGGUGGAAAUGCAUGACUCUUCUGUCCAUGAUGAAAUCCAGGCUUUCCUGAAGGCAGAGAAAGGUGCUGUGAAACAGCUCACAUUGGCUCACUGCUCAGCCUUGGCUCAUGUGCUUCUGAUGUCUGAUGAGGUGCUGGACGAGUUUGACCUGAAGAAAUACAAAACCUCAGAUGAGGGACGGAGGAGACUAGUGCCAGCUGUGAGAUGCUGCAGAAAGGCUCUACUUGUUGACUGUAAGCUAACAGAGAAGUCCUGUGAGAUUGUGAUCUCAGCUCUGCAGUCUGCAAACUCCCCCUUAAGAGAGCUGGACCUGAGUCAGAAUGACCUGCAGAAAUCAGGAGAAAAGCUGCUCUCUGCUCUACAGAGUCCAAACUGCAAACUGGAGGCACUGAGGCUUGCUGGCUGUGGAUUCCAUAAGAAAUCUGGUGACAUUUUGGGCUUUGCUCUGCAGUCAGUAAACUCUCACCUGAGAGAGCUGGACCUGAGUAAGAAUACUCUGGGGGAUUGUGGUGGAAAGCUGGGCUCUGAAGCACUGUAUCCACACUGUAAGAUGAAGACACUUAGACUUGCUGAUUGUGAGCUAACAGCGAAGCCCUUGGAGAUUAUGGCCUCAGCUCUGCAGUCUGCAAACUGCCCCUUAAGAGAGCUGGACCUGAGUCAGAAUGACCUGCAGGUGUCAGGAGAAAAACUGGUCUGUGCUCUACUGAGUCCAAACUGCAAACUGGAGACACUGAGACUUGCUGGCUGUAAGCUAACAGCGAAGUCCUGUGAGAUUAUGGCCUCAGCUCUGCAGUCUGCAAACUCCCCCUUAAGAGAGCUGGACCUGAGUCAGAAUGACCUGCAGAUGCCAGGCGAAAAACUGGUCUCUGCUCUACAGAGUUCAAACUGCAAACUGCAGACACUGAGACUUGUUGGCUGUAAACCGAAGGGAAGAUUUUUGGCCUUGGCUCACCGGGGGGCAAAUCCCCACCUGAGAGAGCUGGACAUGAGUGACAGUGAGCUUGAGGACCAUGGAGGAGAACUGCUACUUCAACCACUGAAUCAAGACUGUAAAGUGAGACUUGCCAGGUGUAAACUCAGAUACAGCUCCUCUGAGGUUGUGGUCUCAGUUCUGCAGUCAUAUAUUUCUCAACUGAGUGAGUUGGACAUGAGUAGCUGUGAUCUUCAAACAUCAGAUGAGAAGUUGCUCUCUGGUCUUAAAAACCCAAACUGCCAACUGGAGAAACUGAGACUUGUUGGCUGUAAACUGAGUGGAAGAUUUCUGGCUGUGACUCUUCAGUGGGCAAACUCCCACCUAAGAGAGCUGGACAUCAGUGACAGUGAGCUUCAGGACUGUGGAGGAGAACUGCUCCAUCAACCACUGAAUCAAGACUGUAAAGUGAGACUCGUCAGCUGUAGACUCAAACACAGCUCCUCUGAGGUUGUGAUCUCAGUUCUGCAGUCAUAUAUUUCUCAACUGAGUGAGUUGGACAUGACUGGCUGCGAUCUUCAAGCAUCAGAAGAGGAGUUGCUCUCUGGUCUUAAAAACCCAAACUGCCAACUGGAGAAACUGAGACUUGUUGGCUGUAAACUAAAUGGACGAUUUUUGGCCUCAACUCUUCAGUGGGCAAACUCCCAUCUAAGAGAGCUGGACAUCAGUGACAGUGAGCUUCAGGACUGUGUUGGAGAACUGCUCCAUCAACCACUGAAUCAAGUCUGUAAAGUGAGACUCAUCAGCUGUAGACUCAAACACAGCUCCUCUGAGGUGGUGGUCUCAGUUCUGCUGUCAUAUAUUUCUCAACUGAGUGAGUUGGACAUGAGUGGCUGUGAUCUGCAAACAUCAGAAGAGAAGCUGCUCUCUGGUCUUACAAACCCAAACUGCCAACUGGAAAAACUGAGACUUGCUGGUUGUAAACUGACAGAGGAAUCCUACGAGGCUUUAGCCUCUGCUGUGCAGCACAUGGUCUCCCUGACAGAACUGGACCUGAGUGACAAUCACAUAAGCAUCACUGGAAUUCAGCUUCUAGAUUCACUGAAAAGUCACAUCAACUGUAAACUGCAGACAUUGAGACAUGCCUGUGGAGAACUGAGAAAAUAUGCCUGUGAGCUCACACUGGACCCAAACACAGCACACAGAAAUCUCUCUCUCUCUGAGGGGAACAGAAAGGUGACGCGUGGGAAUCAGCAGCAGCCGUAUCCUGACCACCCAGAGAGAUUUGACUUCAUCUACUCUCAGGUGCUGUGCAGAGAGGGUCUGACUGGACGCUGCUACUGGGAGGCUGAGUGGAGUGGUGGUGGGGUUUCUAUAGCAGUGGCCUAUAAGAGCACCCCGAGGAAAGAGGGGACUGGGGAGAGCAGCAGGUUUGGAUAUAAUGCCAAGUCCUGGAGUCUGAUCUGCUCUGGUUACAGUUACUCUGCCUGGCACAAUAGUAAGGACACUGCCAUACCUGCCCCCUCCUCCCGCUCCAGCAGAGUAGGAGUGUACCUGGACUGGCCAGCAGGCACUGUGUCCUUCUACAGCGUCUCCUCUAACACACUCACCCACCUGCACACGUUCCACUCCACAUUCGCUGAGCCCCUCUAUCCUGGGUUUUAUGUUUAUUCUAACUCCUCAGUGUCCCUGUGCCAGAUCACAUGACCUCCUAAUCCUGCAGCAGAGGAGAGCCACACACACUUGUUUACACACUCCUGUGUGUGUGUGUGUGUGUGUGUGUGUGUGUGUGUGUGUGUGUGUGUGUGUGUGUGUGUGUGUGUGUGUGUGUGUGUGUGUGUGUGUGUGUGUGUGUGUCCUUUUCAUCCUCUGUGUUCCAUCUUCCCUCUGACUGUGUUUUCUACUCACCUCAGUUUCUCUUACUCGCUUUGUGUGUGUGUGUGUGUGUGUGUGUGUGUGUGUGUCUGUGUGUGUCUGUGUGGUGUUUGUUGCUCCUGCUUCCCUCCUGUGUGUGUGUGUGUGUGUGUGUGUGGUGUGUGUUGCCCCUGCUCCGCUCCUGUGUGUGUGUGUGUGUUCCUCCCCUUGCUUCCUCUCUGUACCGGUCACUGUUCUCACUGUAUUCACUGUUCUCACUACUCACUCACACACACACACACACACACACACACACACACACACACACACACACACACACACACACACUCACUCACUCACUCACUCACUCACUCACUCACACUGACACACACACACACACUCACUCAUAGUCACACACACUCAGUCACACUGACACUCACACACACACACACACAUAGCCUGGCACGCCCUCCCAGUGAUUUAGCCUAACACCUUCGGCGUUGCUGUCGCUGGUUUGGCCAGCUCAUCGGGCAGGAUUUCUGAAUUCCGCAAAACUGCGGAACUGCCCCCUUUGGUCGAGAACUAAUCAACUUUGAGCAGCUCCAACGGCUCUGGGUAGAGGCGUGUUCAAGGCAGAGGAAAGAGUGUUGUUAUUGGUUUAAACUCGGCAAACCCCUUUCCGACUUCGACCAGUAGCAAAUCGAGGCACUUAAAGGAGGCGGGUCAACCAAGCGCUUGGAGAAACCGUUCAACACAGGCUCUUGGUCAGACUAAAGUCUCGCAGAGCCUUUCAAAUCGAUGGCAAUCAGGCUAACACACACACACACACACACACACACACACAGACACACACACACUCACAGUCACACUGACAGACACUCACACACACACACACACUAUACACUCACUCACACACGCAGUCACAAACACUCACUCUAUCUCACACACAUACACACACACACACACUAUACACUCACUCACACACACUCGGUCACAAACACUCACUCUGUCUCUCUCACACACACACACACACACACACACUAGCUCACACUGACUCACACACUCAAUCACAUUCAUACUCACACACACACACACACACACACACUUACACACACACACACACUCACUCACACACUCACACUCACGUAUUCAGACACACACACACACACACACACACACACACACACACACACACUCUCUCUUUCUCUUUCUCUCUCUCUCUCUGUUUCUGCUUUUUCCAUUCCUUCCUCUUUGUAGCAUCAUACCUCCUUCUGUUUCCUGGCUAUUUCUCCUGUUUCAUCCCUCCAUGUUCUUGCUCACACACACAUUUCUCUCCCCCUCUCUCUGUCGCUCCAUUUUAAAUCUGUAUUCUAUAUUUGAUCAUCUACAUGACAUAAUGGUGAGCACGUCGUAUCCAACUAGAGCAAACACACCAGACAACAAAUGAAUGUUGUGUGUUGAUGAUCUUAGAGUGACAUUUGGACUUGAACUUGGAGUGUUGUAUGUACUCUGAAGAGUGUUUUUUCUCCACCAUUAAUUGAUAUUAGUAACAAUGGAGUUUGUUGCUGCAGAGACUUUUUUACAUUGAUAUACUUGAGGGAGACAGAAGGAGGGGAGUCCCUUAUUUUCCCCUGUAUUUUUUAUUACAAAUCAAAUAUGUUAUUGGUUAAAAUGUUGUCUUAACCUUGAUAUGUGUAUAUCCACAAAGGCAAACAGGGUUUAAUUAAAAUACAUACAAAUGAAUUGAAAUGAAAUGUAAAAUGUAUGUUAUGUUCAAUUUCAUGGCACAUGUGUAUUCUUAAUGAGUCAUUCUCCUCGACC
Messenger RNA from Sardina pilchardus (European sardine), 7548 nucleotides. RefSeq names its product NLR family CARD domain-containing protein 3-like. Gene Ontology annotation, biological process: intracellular signal transduction. Gene Ontology annotation, molecular function: protein binding. The record is from RefSeq and is a predicted model, not a curated record. The coding region runs from base 133 to 5580 and encodes 1815 amino acids. Lineage: Eukaryota; Metazoa; Chordata; Actinopteri; Clupeiformes; Clupeidae. The transcript is spliced from 22 exons.